AUGUGUGGCCACAAACGACAUUCCAGUCGAGCAAGAGACUCCAAGGCCCCAGAUAAAUCAUACUACAACGACGACUAUCCCGAGAACUACGACAGUGGCUUUGCCGGGACGUCGAGACAACCACCAAAUCAACAAUAUCAAUGUGAACAUCAAUAUCAACAACCACAGCAACCACGACAACAACUACAACAACAACAACAACCGUACAGAUCAUAUACACCCAGUUACAACGACUCCAAACGUCCAAUGACGCUCUCGACCGAACAACAACAAGCGCCACCGCCAACGUAUACCGAAGCCAUUGACGAGUCCGUCCAGUCUAGUCGGAAGACGGGAGAAAAGAGCAAUGCUUAUCCUUCUCCUUCUCGCUAUCCCGCCAUCGACGAACCCGCCCCGUCGAGCCAAUGGACGGGUGACAAGAGCAAUGGCUAUCCCGCUCCAUCUCCCUCUGGCUAUCUCUCUGGCAAUAGCUACUACCCCCAACCCCUUCCCUCCCCAGUAUCACCACGGUCACCACGGUCACCACUGUCCCCAGCCCUGUCCGCCGGCCCCUCUCGCUCGCGCUCGUCGUCGCAGUCCCGACUCGGCAAACCCAUCGCCAUCCCCGCGACGCUGGCACGGUACGGCUCGCCGUUUCUGCGCGCGUACCCGCCCAGCCUGGCGCAGUACCACAUCUCCCCGACGCUCUUCCUGUCGUUCCUGGACACGUUGAACCGCGUGGCGGUCAAGUCGCCGCCGCUGCAGGUGCUCAGCCUGGCGGGCAACAUCGUCGGCCAGGUGCCCUCGGCCACGGCCCAGAUCGUCGGCGGCGUGGUCAACCUGACGGCCGAGGUGUCGGCGGGCGUCAUCCAGCACGGCCGCACCGAGAUCGAGCUGCGGCGCGCCAACGCCGACAUCUUCAACCCGCGCGGCCUGAAGGUCGAGAUCGCCAAGACCGAGGCCCUCGCCCGCCUGGUCGGCAUGGACGGCGUCUUGGACGCGGACGGCAAGCUGAACAAGAAGGCGGCGCUGCUGCUGCCGUUGGACGGGGUGGGGGACGCUGACGGCCAGGGUGGUGACGACGAGCUGAGCGGGCAGCAGCGUCGGCUGGACGCCAUGCGGCCGUGGAUCGCCGAGCUGGACAUCACGCCGCAGCAGGUGCCGGACAUCGACGUGCCCACCAACGCGAUGAGCCGGCUGCACGUCAAGAUGAACGAGCGCGACCGGCGCAGCGGCGAGAAGAAGCUGGUCGAGAAGCGCAACAAGGUGCAGGCCGAGUACGCCAAGGAGGCCGCGAAGGCCCAGCGCGGCUUCGACCGCGAGAUGGCCAAGAUCAACCGCGACCUCGACAAGAACCUGCGCGACGUCGACGACAAGCUGGCCGAGGCCACCCGCAAGAACAAGUCGCGCGACGUGGCCAAGCUGGAGCGCGAGAGGCAGAAGGUCCUCGACAAGUAUGACCGGGAACGACGCAAGGAGGAGGGGGAACUACAAAAAGAGAUGAGGGGCGCUGAAAGGGAGAGGAUGAAGGACGACAAGGAGGAGAAGAACAUGCGCAAGCUCAACUGGUUGGUGAUCCGGGAGUUGAAUGCUUGGAGUGGUGACAACCCCAAUGCAUAUCUUCCGACACCCUAG
Fonsecaea erecta is the source of this 1614-nucleotide messenger RNA. RefSeq lists its product as hypothetical. The transcript has a single exon. The coding region runs from base 1 to 1614 and encodes 537 amino acids. Lineage: Eukaryota; Fungi; Ascomycota; Eurotiomycetes; Chaetothyriales; Herpotrichiellaceae. The record is from RefSeq and is a predicted model, not a curated record.